CUUGUGCGAAGACGUGGUAAACGAUCCCACGCAUCUGAGUCUAACUCAUCCAAGGAUGAAGUGAAAAAACGGCCCUACAGAGAUGUGCCUCCACAUUUGCUUAAAUUAAGCAAUAAUAAAUACCCUCCUUCGCACCUAAGACCGUUCGAGGAAGAUUCAUGGAAAUGAGAGAUCAUCUGUUCCCGCAUUCAGAUUGGAUAGCAUAUAUCCCUAACUACAAAAUACAACGUACCUGCAUCUCCUGGGAUAUUAACAAUUUUGACAAUGACGAGGAAAUCCAAGAGAACCUCUCCCCUCCGCCUGGCUGGUUGGAUUCAUGGCCGAAAGUCGUGGCCGUUAAAGGUAUCUCCAAGCCUGAUAAAACAUCUGAUCGUACUAAUUCUGAUACUUCACGCAGAAGGAAAGCUUCUGCUUAUAUAAUCACCUUCGAAGGAUCUAUUUACCCAGAUAGAGCCUCCCUAUACGGGAAAAUUAUCAAUCUAAAGCCUUAUAUUCAAAAGGUUAUAAGAUGUCACUUAUGUCAAAGAUUCGGACAUGUUGAAGAACAGUGUCGCAGCGCUAAAUCUUCGAGAAUUUGUGCCAAGUGCGCUGCUGUAGGACACUGCGAGGCUGAGUGUUCCUCCUUGCUCUCCAAAUGCAUAAAUUGUACUAGGAAAAGGUUAGAAGAUUCGGCUCAUACAGCCAAUAGUCAGACUUGCCCUGUUUUCGUUGAAAACAGAAAGAUCAAACAACUUAUGACCAUUCUCGGGAUUAGCAAUAGGGACGCUGGAGAGUUUUACAGAAGAUAUAUUGGUGAAAAUCGAACCGAGUUAUGGUCUGAAGUUUUAUCAUAUCUUGAUUCCUUUAGGAAUGUUAUUAUCUGUGGUGAUUUCAAUGGUUCUCAUCCUUCUUGGACUUCCUCUUGCACUUCUCCGAACACUACUGGCAAAAUUAUCCACGAUAUAUUAAUAGAUCUUGAUCUCCUAAUUGCUAAUCAUGACACUCCCACCUGGUCUUCAUCUAACGGCCAAAUCACUAGCUCUCCUGACCUUACCCUUGUUUCCAGCAACCUCAGCAUGCAGGUAGACUGGAACGUGUGUGAUGAGAAGCAUGGUAGUGAUCACUACCCAAUAAUAAUAUACAUUAAUCAUAUUCUUCCAACUAGGCUUCAUAUGCAGCCUCAUUAUACUGUCAGCAAAGUGGACUGGAGUUACUUUGCUCACCGACUUGAAGAAUCUUCCAUUCAUCUACAAGACUAUCGCAACUCUAUGGAGUUUUCAAAUCCAUCCAAGGCUUACGCUGAACUCGAGAGGCUCAUCCAUGAAGCUUUAGUAGAGGCUGGAGCACGCAAACCUGGAGAGAGUACCACACCUCGAAGACCACUAUCGCCCUGGUGGGAUGAUGAGUGUCGCGAAAUUAUUCAAGAUAAGUUAUUCGCGUACAAACGAUAUAAACUUUUUCCAAAUUCUGAAUACCUUGCUCUAUAUCAGAAGGAAAGUAGAAUUGCGAAUAGGAAACUGAGGAAGAUCAAGAAGAAAAAAUUCAAAAGUUUCUGUAAUGCGCUAAAUAUAAAAUCUGAACCUAGAAAGGUAUGGAACAUCCUGAGAGCUUUCAACAACAGCAAAAGAAUUGAAGAUCUAAAUAGGGGCUUACUUGAUAAUCAAAAACUAAAAGUCUUGAAUAACUUCGACAAAACAAUUUCAACAAACAUUCCCUCGGCUAUAUGUAAUAGAUUUAUUAACAACAUAGCGUCGCCUUUUAAAAAACUGAUUUCUAAUCUUCCCACGAAAACCCUCUCAAAUAAAGAGCUCUUGGAUGACGCCAUUAGCAAGACUGAGUUUUUGGCUUCUCUAAAGUUUCUUUCAAAGAAGAAAACGUCGCUUGGUGCCGACUUGAUAACUUGGUUAAUAAUCAAUAAACUCCCGACAGCUGUGCUAGAGAUUUUACUUAAGCUAUUUAAUGAUUUUUUCACUCAAGGAAUAAUUCCUUCUUCCUGGAAAAAGUAUAUUCUUGUUUUCAUCCCAAAAGGAGAUGGAACUAAUUUAAGGCCUAUAUCUCUAGCAAAUAAUCUUGCUAAAUUAUAUGAAAAAAUUCUACACCACAGAAUUGAAUGGUGGGCCGAAAACGCGGCAAUUAUACCUUUCGCGCAGAGAGGCUUUCGCUUGGCAAGUCGUGUGCACACAAUAUACUUGACCUGAAAAGUUACAUCCAAAGAUCUUUUAAGAAGAAUAAAAAAACUGGUGUUCUAUUUCUUGAUAUCAAAGGCGCUUUUGAUAAUGUAAAUCCUAACAAACUUUGCUGCCUCCUGGUAAACAUGGGUUUUCCCAAAAACAUAGUAUCAGCAAUACAGGCCUUUCUAUUUGAUAGAGUUGUUGAGUGCUUUUAGGGCGGUGUAUCACUUGGUGUUAGAAAAACGUCUAUUGGUCUUUUUCAGGGCUCUGUCCUCAGUCCAAUUUUGUACAAUAUUUAUUCUUCCGGUAUUUCGUUCGGCCUGGAAGACGGUGUACGUGUACUAGCUUAUGCAGACGAUCUGGCUAUUUUUUUCAAGCAUAGCUUAAUUUCAACAAUUACCACCAAACUGAAUCAUAAUUUAAGCCUUUUGGGGAAAAAUCUCGCAGACCUAGACUUAACGCUCUCUGUAUCUAAAACUAAAUACUGUAUUUUUGAUAAAACUGCUAGAUUCUCAACUCUCAAUAGAGUUUACUCUUCUUUGGAUAUCCAAAUUAGUUACAAUAGUCAAAAGGUAGAACUAUCCGGUGAAGCUAAAUUCUUGGGAGUCAUUUUCGAUUCUGCUCUUUCUUGGAAAAGUCAGGUUAAUUAUAUGGUAGAUAAAUGCAAGCCGAGAAUAAAUAUCCUUAAAGCUAUAUCGGGUAUAAGAUGGAGCUCUCACCCUACACUCAUUCUUUCCGUGUACCGUAGUCUUAU
Messenger RNA from Odontomachus brunneus, 2904 nucleotides. RefSeq lists its product as uncharacterized. The record is from RefSeq and is a predicted model, not a curated record. NCBI's taxonomy places the organism in Eukaryota, Metazoa, Arthropoda, Insecta, Hymenoptera, Formicidae. Gene Ontology annotation, molecular function: nucleic acid binding; zinc ion binding; catalytic activity. The transcript is spliced from 3 exons. The coding region runs from base 159 to 2177 and encodes 672 amino acids.